CUGUGUUUGUUGUGUUGAAGCCCAGAGCAGCAGGAGAGAGCAGGCUCCCCUGGACCCAGCUGUGUCUCCAUGAAGAGUGGCCACUCUCAACCUCCUGACCUGAAAGAUGGACACCCCUCCAGAGAGGAGAGACACCAGGAGAGGUCAAAGGCUACCAGUGCUCAGUCUGAACAGCAGCAUCAAACAGAGCUGAUCAAGAGGGCUGAGGAAAACGCACAUGCUUUCCUAGACAAGGAGAUGAAGAAGCUCUGGAGGGAUCUCUUCUCAGAUUACCCACAAUGCUCAGAGAGUCAGAGGGAGGAGGAGGAGGAUGGUAAGAACGAGGAGCAGAGGAGGCGCGCCAUAGAGGGAGUGGUGGACAUCACAAAGCUCUGCCUGAUGGAGAUGAACCAGGAGGAACUGGCCGACACACUGUGGGGCGGAUCUGCUGCUGUUGAGUGCCAACAUAAAAUCAAGUCUCAUUUGAAGAAGAAGUUCAAGUGUGUGUCUGAGGGAAUCCCUAAAGCAGGAAAUCCAACGGGUCUGAAUGACUUCUACACAGAGCUCUUCAUCACAGAGAGAGGCAGCGGAGAGGUCAACAAAGAACAUGAGGUCAGACUGAUUGAAACAGCUUCCAGGAAACCAGCCAAGGAAGAAACACCAAUCAAAUGUGAAGACAUCUUUAAACCCUUACCUGGACGAGAUCAACCAAUCAGAACAAGAAUGACAACUGGAGUGGCCGGCAUUGGUAAAACCAUCGUAACACAAAAGUUCACUCUGGACUGGGCUGAAGGCAAAGCCAACCACGACAUACACUUCACAUUUCUCUUAACUUUCAGAGAGCUGAAUUUACUGAAAGAGAAAGAGUUUAGCUUUGUUGAACUUCUUCAUCACUUCUUUAUUGAGACCAAAGAAGCAGGAAUCUGCAGAUAUGAACGGUUCAAAGUUCUCUUCAUCUUGGAUGGUCUGGAUGAGUGUCGACUUCCUCUGGACUUCCAGAACAACCAGACCUGGACUGAUGUCAAAGAGCCGUCCUCGGUGGACGUGCUGCUGACCAACCUCAUCAGGGGCGACCUGCUUCCCUUCGCUCGCAUCUGGAUAACCACACGCCCUGCGGCAGCCAAUCGGAUCUCUGCUGAGUGUGUUGACAUGGUGACAGAGGUGAGGGGGUUCACUGACCCACAGAAGGAGGAGUACUUCAGGAAGAGAUUCAGAGAUGAGGCACGGGCCAACACAAUCAUCUCCCACGUCAAGAAAUCACAAAGCCUCCACAUCAUGUGUCACAUCCCAGUCUUCUGUUGGAUCACUGCUACAGUUCUGGAGGACAUCUUAAAAAAAUCCCAGAUAGAAGAGAUCCCCAAGACCGUGACUCAGAUGUACAGCUACUUCCUUUGGGUUCAGUCGAUACAGGGGGACAGGAAGUACCAUGGGAGAGCUGAAACGGAUCCAUACUGGGGUCCAGAGAGCAGGAAGAUUAUUGUUUCUUUGGGAAAACUGGCUUUUAACCAGCUGGAGAAAGGCAACCUGAUCUUCUACGAGGAAGACCUGGCAGAGUGUCACAUCGAUAUCAAAGAAGCCUCAGUGUACUCAGGAGUGUUCACCAAGAUCUUUAAAGAGGAGUGUGGGAUGUACCAGGACAAGGUGUUCUGCUUUGUCCAUCUGAGCCUCCAGGAGUUUCUGGCUGCCCUUUAUGUCUUUCUGUUCUUCAUCGACACUGGUAUCAAUCUGCUCUCAGAAGAACCACCCACUUCUGGGGAAGAUAAACUCCUCCUCCUCUACCAGAAUGGUGUGGGCAAGGCCUUACAGAGUGAGAACGGACACCUGGACUUAUUCCUCCGCUUCCUCCUGGGCCUCUCUCUGGAGACCAAUCAGAUUGUCCUACGAGGUCUGCUGGGACAGACAGGAACUAGCUCACUGACCAAUACAGAAACAGUGUCUUACAUCAAGGAGAAGAUAGAUGGAGAUCUCUCUCCAGAGAGAAGCAUGAACCUGUUCCACUGUCUGAAUGAGCUGAACGACCGUUCUCUAGUGAAGGAGAUCGAACAGUACCUGACAUCAGGAAGUCUCUCUGGAGAAUCUCUCUCUCUUGCUCAACUGUCAGCUCUGGCCUUUAUCCUACUGACAUCAGAAGAGGGGCUGGACGUGUUUGGUCCAACUCUCAGCUUCCAGUAA
Gadus macrocephalus (Pacific cod) is the source of this 2151-nucleotide messenger RNA. Its product is annotated as NLR family CARD domain-containing protein 3-like. Bases 70 to 2151 code for a protein of 693 amino acids. Lineage: Eukaryota; Metazoa; Chordata; Actinopteri; Gadiformes; Gadidae. The record is from RefSeq and is a predicted model, not a curated record. The transcript is spliced from 5 exons.